Molecule: messenger RNA, 2584 nt
Organism: Cervus elaphus (red deer)
Lineage: Eukaryota; Metazoa; Chordata; Mammalia; Artiodactyla; Cervidae
Product: cationic amino acid transporter 3-like
Exons: 11
Coding region: 301-2157 (618 amino acids)
Biological process (GO): transmembrane transport; amino acid transport
Cellular component (GO): plasma membrane
Molecular function (GO): amino acid transmembrane transporter activity
Source: RefSeq, a predicted model, not a curated record
GAUGGAUAUGAGUGUGAGCAAACUCUGGGAGAUAGUGAUGAACAGGAAAGCCUGGCAUCCAUGCAGUCCAUGGAGUUGCAAAGAGUUGGACAAAUGUUAGUGACUGAACUGAACUGAACAGAUGUUUAAGAAACCAUAUCUCAGAGACAGGGAACUUGUCAAUGUGUCUUUUUUCACCUGCUCCCCAUCACUCCCCUGCUCCCUAGAACUGGACUCCCAGUGCCAAGGGCACAUGGACUUUCUUGAUGGUUUGCCGUGUCAUUUUCUCAGCAGAUCUGACCCUCCUCAACUUUAUCUAGGAUGUUGUGUCAGGAUGUUCACCAAUUUGGUCAAAAGCUGGUCCGCAGGCGGCUACUGGAACCCAGGGAGGGGUUUGAGAGGCCCAAGGCUGAUCAUCUGAACACUCUGGACCUGGUGGCCUUGGGUGUGGGCAGCACCCUGGGAGCUGGUGUGUACAUCUUGGUUGGAGAAGUGGCUGUGUAUGAGGCUGGACCAGCAACUGUCAUCUGCUUCUUUGCGGCCGGAGUGUCGACUCUUUUGUCCGGGCUCUGCUACGCGGAGUUGGCAGCCUGGGUACCACGCCCCGGUUCUGCGUAUCUCUACAGCUACAUCACCAUGGGUCAGCUGUGCGCCUUCAUCAUUGGCUGGAACCUCAUCCUGUCCUUUGUCAUGGCGACUGCCUGUGAGGCCAGAGCCUGGAGCUACGCCUUUGACAGCCUGAUUGGGAACCACAUCUCUCAGGCGUUACAGGAGAUGUUCUCCCUGCAUGUGCCCCACUUCCUGGCCACCUAUGUCGACUUUUUUGCCUUCGUCCUGGUGCUGCUGCUCACAGGACUGCUGGUUCUGGGAGUUCAUGAGUCAGCCCUAGUUAGCAAAGUGUUCACAAGCUUGAACCUUUUGGUCCUCAGCUUCGUGAUCCUCUCUGGCUUCAUUAAGGGAGACCUGCACAACUGGAAGCUCACGAAUCAGGACUACUCACUGAACACAUUGAACACAUCUGGAUACAGUGACAUCUCUAGUUUGGGCCCUCUGGGUUCUGGAGGGUUUGUGCCCUUUGGCUUUGAAGGGAUUCUUCAUGGAGCGGCGACAUGUUUCUACGCCUUUGUUGGCUUUGAUGUCAUUGCCACUACAGGGGGUGAAGUCCCAAAUCCUCAUCGUUCCAUCCCCUUGGGCAUCGUGAUUUCACUCUCCAUCUGCUUUUUGGCAUGUUUUGGUGUCUCGGCGGCACUCACCCUCAAGGGGCCCUACUACCAGAUUCAGCUUGAGAGCCCCUUGCCGCAGGCUUUUCUCCACGUUGGGUGGGGCCCUGCCAGAUAUGCUGUGGCUGUUGGCGCCCUCUGUGCUCUUACAUCCAGUCUCCUGGGUACUAUGUUCCCCAUGCCUCGGUUGAUCUAUGCAAUGGCAGAGGAUGGGCUCCUUUUCCAGGGCCUUGCUCGGAUCUAUACCCGCACAGGCACGCCCAUCAUGGCCAUCAUAUUUGCUGGAAGUCUUACAGGGGUCAUGACUUUACUCUUUGAGCUCAGUGAUCUUGUAGACCUCGUGUCAACUGCGAUGUUACUCGCUUACUCCCUGGUAGCAUUUUCUGUCCUUGUCCUCAGGUAUCAGCCAGACCAAAACUUAAGCACCAAUGAGGCAACAGAGGAGGAAAUUGAUAUUUCUCUGCUAGAAGCUAGUCGUUUUGAACCUCGGCCUGAAGCAAGAUCCUCAAACAUUCUAAAGAGUCUCUGGUGCCCCAGUAACACCAUCCCCACUGUGAAAUCUGGGCAGACUGUCUAUUGGUGUGCCUUCUUGCUUGUUCUCCUGCUGACCAUCCUGAGCCUGAUCCUGGCCCAGUGGCCCAGCCAGGUGUUCUCUGGAGACCCCGUGCUCACAACAGUGGCUGUGCUGCUGCUGCUGCUCAUCACUGGGGUCACGGUCAUCAUCUGGAGGCAGCCCCAGAGUCCCUCUUCUGUUUACUUCAAGGUUCCUGCUCUGCCUGUCCUCCCACUGGUGAGCAUCUUUGUGAACGUUUACCUGAUGGUGCAGAUGGACACUGGGACCUGGGUCCUAUUUGGCAUUUGGAUGGGGAUUGGAUUUGCCAUAUACUUUGGAUACGGGAUCAGACACAGCCUGGAGAACAGUGAGCCACAGCCACCAGCCUCCACCUCGCAGACUUGACAAAAACAUUCCUAGUGAUGAAUGAAUGAUGAAUCUGUUUCCACAAGAACAGAUGUUGUGUGGAAUCCUUCUAUGCACUGGAGGUAUCUUGUGGUUCAAGGGGCAUUUUGAGCCUCUAUGGAGCUUGAGGUUGGAAUGCAUUUAGAGCCCUGUGUUCAUUGGUAGUGGACAAAACGGCUUCAGAGUUGUAUAAUUUUAAGUUUUCCAAGCUUAGUAUGCAUGUAGAAAAGUGCAUGCUUCAUAAGUGAGUAGCAAGAUCAGUUUUCACAAAGAAAGUACAACAAUGGAAACAUGAUCCUGAGGAACUAAUAAAAUAUUAAUGGGCACAUGAGAAAUAGUUUCUUGUGUCUCAUUUCCAGUGCAAAUACAGAUUGUAAUCUGGGAAGGAAAUGCAGGUAACUAUAUAUUGUGUCAAAUGUUACACCUC